AUGUUGCAGCCCUUCAGGCGUGGAAUUUCUGGAGGGGAUUUCCGACAAAGAGCCUUGACAAAGCUAACAAUUAUCAGCUCCCUGCUCGGACGUCCCUUCCUGCAGAGUUUACAUGUAAAAGUUGGAGACAAAGCUGAACUUACCAAAGCUUUUACACAGAAUGAUGUUGCUACUUUCUCUGAUUUAACAGGUGACACAAAUCCUUUGCAUUUAAAUGAAGAUUUUGCAAAGAAAUCUAGGUUUGGGAGAACUAUUGUACAUGGAGUUUUGAUCAAUGGACUUAUUUCUGCAGUUCUGGGUACUAAAAUGCCCGGUCAAGGUUGUGUAUUUCUUUCUCAGGAGAUCCGAUUUCCAGCUCCUUUGUAUACUGGUGAAGAAGUCGUAGCUGCAGCAGAAGUUAAACGACUGAAGGGUUCUAUUGCGCACAUUUCGGUAUCAUGUAAAGUCAAAGAAAGCGGGAAGACUGUUAUGGAAGGGAUGGUGAAAGUCAUGGUGUCAGACAGUUAG
Nipponia nippon (crested ibis) is the source of this 507-nucleotide messenger RNA. RefSeq names its product hydroxyacyl-thioester dehydratase type 2 (gene HTD2). Gene Ontology annotation, cellular component: mitochondrion. The record is from RefSeq and is a predicted model, not a curated record. Gene Ontology annotation, molecular function: (3R)-hydroxyacyl-[acyl-carrier-protein] dehydratase activity. Gene Ontology annotation, biological process: fatty acid biosynthetic process. NCBI's taxonomy places the organism in Eukaryota, Metazoa, Chordata, Aves, Pelecaniformes, Threskiornithidae.